GGUUGCAUCAAUUCAAACAAGCCAAUAGGUGAAGAGAGCAGAUGAUGAGAUCCGAAGCACUCGAAAUUGAAGAUACAAGACGUUUAAAGACCUCUAGAACUGGUAAGUGCAGAGGAAACCCUACUCAUUGAGCUACUACAAGAAAAUACAGACUUUGCAUUCUAUAAAAAAAAGCAUCCAACACCCAGAAAUUUGGGUCACGGAGAAGGAAUCAAAUGGGUACAAACAAAGAUCCAAGUGCUGAGCAAUCAGCACCACAGACUGAGGAAGACAUGGAACUGUCUCCUGAGCAGAACAGUCCAGUUGAUCAAGACCCACGACAACCAGAGGAUGGCAAGCUACUCAACACGUACAAGUGGCUCACGGGGGCCAAGAAUGAGACAGUGACACAGGGGACUAUUGAAAGGCUAGAGAAAGGGUCUUCAAACAAAUGGAAUAAAAUGCAGAGUUGGCGCAAAGCUCUGAGUGAAGACGCGGGGGAAAAGUGCUCGACUGCAACUCGAGGGAGUGAAAGCCCAUCCAAACCAGACAAGCCGGCAACUUCAAGGAAAAACCCUUUCCGCAGAGCUCUUUCAGAGCCACCAGGGUCCCUCUUGUCUUCGGUCAUGUCCUCCUCUUCUGCAUCUGGGUCCUCCAGCGCACAGGCAUCUGGGUCCACUGUCCAGGACACAACACAGAGGGGUAAAAUAAGGAAGUACCUGCAAACGGUCUCACAGAAGUUCAAGAGACAGCGUCUACAGAGUACUGCCAUUGCAGAGCAUGAAGACAAACACAAGUGUGAUCCUGAGAAUGUGGUCCAAGAGCCUGUUCGCCUCUCCUGGGCCCCUCCACAAGACGUUCCCAUUUGGGACAUUAGCAACUGCUUUCUUCAAGAUGGACAGAUCCUUAUCCCACGUGAGGAGGAGCCUUUGAUGAGGGUACAGAACCGGGCCAGCAGUUGUCUCUCCAGCCUGAGUCUCCAGAACAUCAGUGGAAGUCAUACUGAGCUAAACCCAGAUCCUGUGGUCCCCCAGAGUGGUACCAAAAUAAAAGGGCAUGAUGGUGGCGUCAGAAAUUUAAUCAAGCGCCGCUUACAAGGUGAUGAUAAAAGGAAAAGCAGCACACAGCUCAAUACUGUAGGACUAAGUGUUGCUGGAAGGUAUGGUUCCAGAGAAUCUUUAUCCAUUCCAGUCAGUGCGGCAAAAAGCCUGGAUCUUAGUGAAGACCAGGCUACCGUCAUCAGGCCAGUCCACAGCUCGAUUCUAGGGGAGAAGUACUGUUUUCAGGUCAUCAACUCAGAGAAUAACCACUGCUUUGGGUGCAGUUCAGCUGCAGAAAGAGACCGCUGGAUUGAAGACUUGCGUCGUGCUGCUCAUCCAAAUAAGGACAACUGUGAGCGUACUGAGUACUCACUGAGUCUUUGGGUUAAUGAAGCAAAAGACCUUACCCCUAAGAAGCGAUAUUAUUGUGAGGUUCACCUUGAUGGUACGUUGUUUGCUCGUACCAGUAGCCGGGCCUUGGGGAAGUCCGUCCAACGCUCCAGCCAAGCAGUUGACGGAGGAUUUGGAGCAGCUGGCACAGGCCAUGGUGGUGGUGCUUCAGGAGGUUGCCAGCUAUUCUGGGGCGAACUUUUUGAACUUGACAACUUGCCCCCUGUCAACCAGAUCACCCUGCACCUCUUUAGAGACGAAGACCCCAAAAAGAAGAGGCAUUCCAAGGAUGACUCUAUCUUGCAUCCUCUAGGAAGUGUGGCUCUCAAUCUGGCAGAAAUAAAAGGACGGGCCUAUCAGGAGAAGUGGUAUCCCAUCGUUCCCUACAAGCCCCCAGGAACAAGUACAGCAAAGGACCAAAUUGGACCGCAAGCUUCACUUCGAGUCAAGUCCAAAUUCAAGAUCCUGAAAAUUCUGCCUAUUGAGAGGUACAAGGAAUUUGCAGAGUAUAUCACAGUGAAUUAUGUAGAUAUGUGCAGCAGCCUGGAACCCCUUCUCAAUGUACGGGAGAAAGAAGAACUUGCAGGAGCACUUGUUCAUGUGCUCCAGAGCAUUGGGAAAGCUAAGGAGUUCUUGAUUGAUCUCGGUAGUGCAGAAGUUCAGCGCUUGGGAGAAAAUGAGGCUUUGAUUUUCAGAGAGAAUACACUGGCCACAAAGGCUAUUGAUGAAUAUAUGAAAUUGGUGGGCCAGAAGUAUCUCAUUGACACACUUGGUGACUUCAUAGCCAGACUGUAUAGUGGAGGAGAGAGCUGUGAGGUAGACCCGCAAAAAUGCUCUGCCUCUGAUCUACCAAUCAACCAAAGACAUCUAAAGGAGACAUGUGCAGAUGUUGUAAAGAGAAUAACAGACAUGCAAGACUCAUUCCCUGCGGAGCUGAAUGAGAUUUUUUCCAGCUGGGUAUCAGAUUGUGAGGACAGAGGUCAAACAGACAUCGGACACCGUCUCAUAUCAGCGUCCCUGUUUCUUCGAUUCUUAUGCCCAGCGAUUCUCAGUCCAUCACUGUUCGGCCUCACCCAAGCCUACCCAGAGACAAACACCCUUCGCACUCUCACUCUGACAGCCAAGGUCAUUCAAAACCUUGCAAACUUCACCCUGUUUGGCGAAAAAGAAGAGUACAUGUUUUUUAUGAAUGAGUCUCUAGAACAACACUGGGAACCUAUGCGAGGAUUCUUACAGAAAGUAUCUGAUCCAGACAGUGAAAUUGCCAUGGCUCGAUUUGAUGGCUAUGUAGACCUGCCCCUUCGUCUAGCAGUCCUACACAAUCUCCUGGUUGAUAUUAUUUCCGUAAUGAAACAGGACCAAAUAGACAACCUACAGCCCUUGCCUUUAAUCCUGAACCAAAUCACAGAGUUCCUUGGCCAGGAAGCGCAACGGAUCCCAGUUAGCAGCAGUCAUGGAACACCAAAGCCUACAUAUUUACCUCCAAAGGAUCUCCCCAAGUACAGUCCAUUACAAAACUCCAUGCAGCAGUUUCCCAUAGACUCAAAACCCAACCAAGGCAAAGAACGUCAGCGGAAGCAGGUGCAACGGGCUUUUAGUGUCCCCAACAGACCAUCACGGCAUCAGUGGCAACCAGUAAAAAGGCAGACAAGCAAAGAAGAGCUACCCACGCAGUGCCAGGAGGACUACAAUCAAGAUCAAGAUCCCUGUUUGGAAAUUUCAUCACCUAGCAAUGCCAUAAAAUCCAAAGCCCCAGCAGCAAAAGUACUCUGGAUCAAACAAAACAACAGCAACGAGCCCUAUCAAAAAAUAGGGCAAGAGCAAGAGGAGACAAGCACAUUAGACAGGCAUGCGCAAGAGUUGGCUGAGCUGCGUUUAGGCGUUGAGCAGGUGACCGAGCGCGAGCUGGAGAUGGCCAAGCGGUUAGAAGACCUCAUAGUCCUGACCCAAGAUCAGAAUACACAGCUACAGGCAGAGGUUCAGGAACUUCGUAAUCUGGUAGCCAUCCGGGAGGAACAGCUGGCAAGUGCAACUUUCAGACUGGGUGUAAUAGAAGAAGAGAGAGAGGAAGACGAAAGAAAGCUGAAUGUUGCUGUGGCUGCAGUAGAACGGAUGAAUGUUUUGGAGGAGCAGUUUGCUGGGUUAUUGAAAGAUGUGCACCAACUCUAUGCAGUUAAUGCCGAUGGCAUAAGAAAUACUUACAUCAAUACCUGAUGCAAGACAGGAAGUAAACUGGUGUGGUGUGUUACAUAGUGCCAUUUUGCAUUGCUAUUAGCUUUUGUCAGAUUUCUUUUAUUCAUUGGUAACACUUUCAACGCUUACAUAGCUAUCUACCUGUCACAAUUAACCCAAAUCCAUUAUCGCUGCAAUAAUAAACUGUAGUAACAAAAAUAACUACCAAUUAAAAUGGUAUAGAUCUGCAUAAGACUUUUUUCUCACCGUUUUGUAGACUUUCACAAAUAAAAUGUGCAUUAAAUAAACCAA
This is a messenger RNA of Sinocyclocheilus rhinocerous, 3893 nucleotides long. RefSeq names its product disabled homolog 2-interacting protein-like. Gene Ontology annotation, biological process: regulation of GTPase activity. NCBI's taxonomy places the organism in Eukaryota, Metazoa, Chordata, Actinopteri, Cypriniformes, Cyprinidae. The transcript is spliced from 18 exons. The coding region runs from base 216 to 3623 and encodes 1135 amino acids. The record is from RefSeq and is a predicted model, not a curated record.